This is a messenger RNA of Anopheles maculipalpis, 1027 nucleotides long. RefSeq names its product L-lactate dehydrogenase. The transcript is spliced from 4 exons. The record is from RefSeq and is a predicted model, not a curated record. NCBI's taxonomy places the organism in Eukaryota, Metazoa, Arthropoda, Insecta, Diptera, Culicidae. The coding region runs from base 24 to 1022 and encodes 332 amino acids. Gene Ontology annotation, cellular component: cytoplasm. Gene Ontology annotation, biological process: carboxylic acid metabolic process. Gene Ontology annotation, molecular function: L-lactate dehydrogenase (NAD+) activity.
UACAAACAGUUAAGCCGUCCGAAAUGUCUGAAGUAAAAUCUAAGCUGCUUACCCAGAUUGCCGAACCAAUGACCUCGUCCGGCAACAAGGUCACCGUUGUCGGUAUCGGCCAGGUCGGAAUGGCCUGUGCAUUCAGUAUUCUGACCCAGAAUGUGUCCAGUGAGGUGGCCCUCAUUGACGUCAACGCGGACAAGCUGCAGGGUGAAAUGUUGGAUCUGCAGCACGGUUCUGCAUUCAUGAAGAAUGCUCACAUCAACGCAGGCACCGAUUUCUCAGUAUCAGCUGGAUCCCGUUUGAUCGUAAUUACGGCGGGCGUACGCCAAAAGGAGGGAGAAAGUCGUUUGGAUCUCGUCCAACGUAACACUGAUAUUCUGAAGGGUAUCAUCCCUAAGCUAGUUGCGCAAAGCCCCGACUGCAUCUUGCUGGUUGUUUCCAACCCGGUCGACAUCCUCACCUACGUAGCGUGGAAGCUUAGCGGUUUGCCGAAGAACCGUGUCAUUGGAUCCGGCACCAAUCUUGACUCGUCCCGAUUCCGCUUCCUAAUGUCGCAAAAGCUGGGCGUUGCCCCUACCUCCUGUCACGGUUGGAUCAUUGGUGAGCACGGUGACAGCAGCGUACCGGUCUGGUCCGGUGUAAACGUAGCCGGUGUACGAUUGGCCGAAAUUAACCCUAGCAUCGGUACCGAAGCCGACACUGAAAAAUGGGGAGAUUUGCACCAGCAGGUUGUCAACAGCGCAUACGAAGUUAUUCGUCUGAAGGGCUACACUUCCUGGGCCAUCGGUUUGAGCGUGGCCUCGUUGGCUUCUGCUAUUUUGCGCAACACAUAUAAUGUCCAUGCAGUUUCCACCCUGGUCAAGGGCGAGCACGGAGUCGAAGAUGAAGUCUACCUUUCACUACCAUGCGUACUGGGUCGCAAUGGUGUUAGCCACGUGGUGAAACAAAUUCUUACUCCGGAAGAAACUAAGAAACUGCAAGCAUCUGCCACUCUGAUGGCGCAGGUGCAGUCUGGUAUCAAAUUCUAAGCACU